Messenger RNA from Asparagus officinalis (garden asparagus), 1496 nucleotides. Its product is annotated as pentatricopeptide repeat-containing protein At1g80550, mitochondrial. Bases 28 to 756 code for a protein of 242 amino acids. The record is from RefSeq and is a predicted model, not a curated record. The transcript has 4 exons. Gene Ontology annotation, molecular function: protein binding. Lineage: Eukaryota; Viridiplantae; Streptophyta; Magnoliopsida; Asparagales; Asparagaceae.
CCCCGUUGCCGUGCCCUCUGGCACGAAAUGGAUCGAAAAGGUAUACCCAAAGACCUCCACAGUUACACUAUUUAUCUUAACGUAUUGUCGAAAUCGGGGAAACCUUGGAAGGCUCUGAAGUUAUAUAGGGAGAUGAAGAGUAAAAGAUUGGAUCUUGAUGUUGUUGUUUAUAAUAGUGUGAUUCAGGCUGCCGGGUUUGCAGAGGGGGCGGAUAGGGCGGUUAGGGUUUUUAGAGAGAUGAUUGACUGUGGGUGUCGGCCGAAUGUGGUUUCGUUUAAUACUGUUAUUAAGAUGAUGUGUAGGGAGGGGAGGUUGAAGGAGGGGUAUGGGUUUUUGUAUAGGAUGAAGAAGGAGGGGAUUGAGCCUAAUGUGAUUAGUUAUCAUUCCUUUUUUCAGUAUAGUGUGAGGCCGAAGGAGAUUUUGUGCUUGUUUGAGAGGAUGCUUGAGAGUGGGGUGAGGCCGAGGAUGGAUACUUAUGUGAUGUUGAUGAGGAAGUUUGGGAGGUGGGGGUUCUUGAGACCGGUCUUUAUGAUUUGGAAUAAGAUGGAGGAGAAUGGAGAGAGUCCUGAUGUGUUUGCUUAUAAUGCAAUGAUCAAUGCGUUGUUGCAGAAGGGGAUGGUGGAAUUGGCGAGGAAGUAUGAUCAGGAGAUGUUGGCGAAGGGGAUCUCUCCUAAGCCAAGGAAGGAAUUGAGGACGGAUUGCUUGGGAGUGGAGGAGCAUGAUGAUGAUGAGAAUGCAUUCAGUGGUGUCUUAUGAGGAAAACGUGUUAUGGAUUAACUUGAUGUUGAGAUGUUAUAGUGACAGGGGUGAGAAUAUUUCGUAUGAUAAUUCCGAAUGGGGAGAAAAAUAAGCUCAAUUGAGAGCUCAAGAGAGGGAGGGAGAGGAAGGGAGGAUAAUUCUAAUAUUUCUUUCAAUGUUUUUGUUUCUAACUUGGGCGAGAGGCGCAUGAUUAUGGCGAUGCAAUGCUUUUAUUAGUGUCUCUUGAGAAGGCAGUUUUUGGUGUCUGUGUUAUGGAUUAACUAGAUGUCAUGAAGUUAAGAUACAUAGCUUGAAGACAUUUUAUAUCAUAUUCUGAUAUUUGGAGAAAUAAGGUCUUGAAUGAGUACUUGGGUGGGGAGGAGCAUGAUGACAGCAACAGUGCACUUAGUGGUGUUUUGAGAAGAAUUCUUUUGGGUGUUUGCAUUAUUGAUUUACCAGAAGUUGUGAAGGCAGGAUGCUCAGCUUGAGGAUAUUUCGUAUGGUAUUUCUGAAAUGGGAGAAAUAAGCUCCAUGGAGAGGUCGGACGUUUUCUUGCUGACUUGCAUUAGGGUGUCUCCAUUGAUUCAAUUCUCCUAAACCCGGCAUGACGAAGCUUAUUCUUCAAUGUUUUCGGGUUACUUGUGCUUUUCACGAGAAGUCGAUCACGUACAGAAAACCAGGGGGCGGGGGAGGGCCUGGUGGCGGCGAAUGAGGCUGAGGCCGAGGCUGAGGUGGUGGUGGCAGACCAGGGGCACGUG